Octopus bimaculoides (California two-spot octopus) is the source of this 2447-nucleotide messenger RNA. RefSeq lists its product as uncharacterized. The record is from RefSeq and is a predicted model, not a curated record. Gene Ontology annotation, cellular component: cell periphery; cell septum. NCBI's taxonomy places the organism in Eukaryota, Metazoa, Mollusca, Cephalopoda, Octopoda, Octopodidae. Gene Ontology annotation, biological process: chitin biosynthetic process. Gene Ontology annotation, molecular function: chitin synthase activity.
CAGUUCUUUCACGCAUUUGAAGUGAUCUCCCAGGCACAUCUUGUUUGGUUAUAAAAAGACCAACAAAGUAGGCACCAGCUACAUACUGGGGAAAUAGAUUUUUGGUAAUUCCUUCGAAGGGACCUCCCCCACCAUUUCGUCCUCUCGUAUUCACAAUCGUACCCUUUCGGCCAUAGCCCAGCAUUUUCACUUAAAUGUUUCCUAGUGCCGAUAUCAGAAGUGCUAUGAUGUUUGUGUUAUCGCAUUAUUCUUUCUGCUUAUUCUAAGUUCACACAUUGCAACAGUUUUAUUUGAUUUUCUUUGAAGGUUCUGAAAUCGAAACGUAAGAACUAAGAUGAAUUUUGAGAUCCUGUUCAAAAUUAUUGGCUUCAUUUUAAACACAUUCCUUUUUACAUUAUCCAAAAUCACUUUUCUCUAUUUAUUGUACCUUCACGAGUACGAAUCAAAAGAAACAUGGACAGCUGCAAUGACAUUAGUGCUUGCUGUGCCCGAAAUUAUUACUUUAGUCAAACUUUUCUGGAGCACGUCUUUUCUCCUCCAUGGCAAAUUAAGCGAAUGGCCGUCGCUGCCAUCUUUUCUAUUAGGUAUCGUCUGCUCUAUAAUGGAAAGCACCGCAUUAAUAUUUUUUCUUAUGAUAGUCAGUCCCAAACUUCAUCCAAUUAUCCUUAUCCCGUUACUAAGCAGUGUGCUUUGCUUGCAGAUAAUUUCACUAUAUUUUAAACAGGGAUCGGUAAGUAUUUAACUAUUUGGAGAUAUCUCAGUUGUUUAAUGCGCACUUGUGUGUGUCCGUUCCUUAACAUUUAUUGAUAUGCAUGUAUAUAAAAAGCCCAGACUGGAUAACGGUUGGAAAAUAAACCAACGUACACUGCAUACAUUAACAUACAUUAACAUAUCUAUUCUAUAUAUCCUUUCCAUGGAUGUGUAUCCAUGUUUCUUGUGAAAAUAUGUGAAGAGUGAUAUUGUACUGUCCAUAGAAGCAUGAUUAUAUAACGGUAUCAUGAAGUUCAAUGACUAUGGUUUAUAAGUUAUAUACACAGACUGUCAAAAUAUAAACUUUAUUCUACAUCUGUAUUGAGUAUUCUUUAUCCGAUUCGUGAAAUCUUUUUACAUUGCAUACAUACAUACAUACAUACAUACUGACAGACAGACAGAGGAAACAAUUCAACAAUAACUGCCUGCUCACGCGUAUAUGUUAGCACUCAGAUGUAUGCAUGUAUUGUGUGAAUGCUUAUAAGCCACACCUAUACAAAUGUGCAUAUCUCUAGUGAAGAUAUAACGAGGAUAUCUACACUAGAAGCAUGGUAUUUGUCUUUGAGCGGUUUAUUGAGAGACCAAAUUCAAUGGUUCCAGACUCCAGAAUUAUGAGGAGAGUUUGAGAGUGUGAGACGAGGGUGAUGUCAUCCGCGAAGUCGAGGCCAGUGAGGUACGAUACUGAACGGCAUGAGCCUUGUCGGAAAUAUAGAGUUAUGCCUUGUUCAAAUACUGUAGCACGCCGUAAUACAUGACCCAAGAUUAUAGUGGAAAGGAAAGGCGCUACGGUGUCCUCUUGGAGUACUCCUGCGAAUGUGACGGUGUCUCCGUCAGGGGUGCAUACGAGACAUUUACUGUUCGCAUAGAUAGAGAAGAUAACAUUUACGACUUCAUUUGGUUUGCUAUUAGCAGAAGGAAUCUGAAACAUUCACUUACGGUGGACAAAGAAAAAUGCUUUGGGGAAAUUCACUAAGUCGGUGCACAAAGACUUACGUUUCUUUGCUGAGAUGGUUCCAAUGAAACGGCGAAGAGUUAAAAUAGGUUUAAGAGUGGAGAGGCCUUUGCGAAAGUUGUUUCGGUUUGAUCUGAGUAGUGUUUCGAUAGGGUUUCGGAUGUAAUGAACAUGAUACAGUUGAGAAAUUUUGCUGAGCAUGACACCAGGCUGAUGCCAUGAUACGAGCCAUAUUCUGGUAGAUCUCGCUUCUUCGGAACAGGAAUGAUGCGGUUCAGCUUGAAUUUCGAUGGAGUUUGAGUGGGGAUGUAAGUAGAAUUUAGAAUAGGAAGAAAUGAAAUGAAGUAAAUCUGGAAGCACACUGCCCACGCCACACGAUUUGCCAGUCUUAAGCUGUUUAGCGUCAGUUAAUGCUUAUCUGAGGGUAAUCUUACCAUUUGGAAUAUUGGUGAGCAGUGAUGGGAUUGGCAUCACAACAAAAUUGUCUGUGUGGGAUGUAUUGCUAUUGAGUAGCUUUUCAAAGUGGGAUUUCCGGACUUCUAGCAGAUCUUGCGGGUUAUUUGGUUUUAUAUUUUUAUAGUUGCUUAGAUUUGCCACCAGACAAGUUAUUUAUAGCUUUCCAGUCUGUGGUGAUUUGUCUGCUGCCAUCUGCUUCUUUCACAAGGUUAAUUUGCUCUUCGAUGUACGCUUUCUGGUUUACAUUGAUCUAAGGCUAAGGACGAGGCUGCUACAGCGUUAAAUGGGA